Anolis carolinensis (green anole) is the source of this 3169-nucleotide messenger RNA. RefSeq names its product prokineticin 1 (gene prok1). Lineage: Eukaryota; Metazoa; Chordata; Lepidosauria; Squamata; Anolidae. The transcript is spliced from 3 exons. The record is from RefSeq and is a predicted model, not a curated record. Gene Ontology annotation, biological process: endothelial cell proliferation. The coding region runs from base 206 to 529 and encodes 107 amino acids.
CCUCAGCAAAACAGAUUGAAAGGGGCUGAGAAGAUUUUAAAUAGAGAGCCCAGAGAGCAGGAGGCGAUCAGAUCUCUUUGCGAACAGAGCAAAGAGGAGGGAGAAGACAAGAGGGACUCGCAUUGCAGAGCAACUGCUGUGACAUGAAAGAGAGAGCGUGAAGAGAAGGGGGAAAGACAAGGACUGAACCAUUUUUUCCAGCAUCAUGAAAAUAAUUGCACAAAUCUUGUGUUUUUCUCUGUUAAUAACAUUGUAUAAGUGUGCUGUUAUCACAGGGGCUUGUGAAAGGGACCUCCAAUGUGGAGGUGGGACAUGCUGCGCCAUCAGCCUGUGGCUCCGUGGACUCCGAAUGUGUACUCCAUUAGGGCAAGAAGGGGACGAAUGCCACCCCAUCAGUCAUAAGGUUCCUUUCUUUGGGAAACGACAACAUCACACCUGCCCAUGUUUGCCGAACUACAUAUGUGCCAAAUUCAUUGAUGGUCGGUACCGAUGCUCAGUAGACUUCAAAAACAUGGAUUUAAUGAAAUGAAAAUUCAAUUUAAUGACAAGGAAAGAGUUUCAUGAUUGUUUCUGUCCAGAGAUCAUUAUAGUUCACUUUGAAUACUUAUUGUCUUCAACAUCCUGUGAGGACAAUUAGGCAUCCAUCUACGCAAGCUUUGUCCAUUAACAUAAAUGGGAUUUAGCAGUACCAGUUAGUGACACAUCAAUGCAUAAGAGCUGUGCUUUUAAGCAAAUCAAAGAAGAUGUCAGGAAUGUUAAUAGAAGUGAUGUCUUGAGUAUUAAAAAUAACUCUUGGUGUAAGCUGUGUCUGCUUUUAUGCUUUAGGAACUUUUUGUGUAUUUGUUUCUCUUUUGAACAAAUGUCUGUCACCAAGUGUCUGGACAAACAUAUUAAAACAUAAUGUAGCUGUCAACACAACCUCUUACAUCAUAUGUUGCUGCCUGAUGGAUGUGCAGAAUAAUGGACUCACAUAUAAAAUAAUAUAUUCACUUUCCUGCUAUCCCCAUACUUACACAUAUCAAACUGUCUAGCACAGGCUUGGGCAAACUUUGGCCCUCCAAGUGUUUUGGACUUCAACUCCCAACUUCAAUAGCUGGUAGGCUGUUAAGAAAUGUGGGAGUUGAAGUCCAAAACACCCGGAGAACCAAAGUUUGCCCAUGCCUGGUCUAGCACCAACUUCCCUAUUUAUAGAAGAGGGAGGUAUAGUACUUAGGUACCCCUAAUCAAUGAGGUUGCCACGUGAUAUUGAUUUUUUUAUCUCUGUGUCCAGUGUCUUUUUACAUGUUUCAUUUGACCCCCAAAAUUACAUGGCUCCAUGAUAUCUGGAUGUCAAGAAAAAGAGGAAACCAUUCUAGCACUGACUUCAUUUACCUGAGGAAUUUAUUGGGGCGGAAUAUCAGGAUCCAUCACCGAACAUUACUCAAGUUGCUCUUGACACAAAAAACAAACAACAAAAAACUGUAUAUUGGAAAUGCUGUGUACAAUGCAAUUAUAGGAUCCUGCCACUAGAUGGCAGCAGAAACACAAGGGCAGCCACUUCAAGCAGAGGGAUGGUGUCAAUUGUGCCAAUUUCACACAUUUUAUUUUAUGUAUUUACCUUAUUUCUACCCAGCCUUUCUCUACCCCGAAGGGGAAUCAAGGUGGCUUACCAUUACCAUUAGAUGCCUUAAAAUACAUACACACAGAGACUUAAAAUCAAUUAAAUUUAAAAGUAAUACAUAUUAAACAUUUAAAACAUUACAUUCAAUACUAAAAUCACAUCAUCCGAACACAUUGUAGUUUUGUAUGGAAAAAAAGGAUUUUGGGCCUGGGAAACAUUCUUGGUGCAGAAAAUAAUAUGUUCUGUGCAGAAAAUGCGGGUUUCAAAGAAAAAAAAUAUUAAUUUACUGCAGAAUGAGACUAAAUGUAAUCAUAUUUUCUCACAGAAAAUAGCAUUAUUGGCACAGAAAAUAGUAUUUCUAUGCAUCAAUGCUAUUUUCUGUGCAUAAAAAGUUGUUUUGGUCAAAGAAAAUGAUAGUCUGAACAAAAAGGCCACAAACACAUUGGGUAUUGAAUCAAUCCUAAAAUGCAAGUCUUCUUUGGAAAUUAUGUAAGUUCUGAAGAUUUUGUCACCACAGUAGGAAAAUUGCUAAGUUUUUUUUCAUGUCAGGAGCAACUUGAGAAAUUGCAAGUCGUUUCUGGUGUGAGAGAAUUGGCUGUCUGCAAGGAUGUUGCCCAGGGGACGCCCAGGUGUUUGAUGUUCUACCAUCCUUGUGGGUGGCUUUUCUCAUGUCCCCGCAUGGGGAGCUAGAGCUGACAGAGGGAGCUCACCCAUUCUCCUCAGAUUCGAACCGCCAACCUGUCAGUCAGUAGUCCUGCCAGCACAAAGGUUAACCCCCCCCCCUCCAAAAAAAACCACUCCUGCAUUAGUCCUAUGUAGUGGAUGGCUUCAGAGAAGGCAGCAUUUUGUGCACAAACAUAUUAACAUCACUGUCUAUUAUAAUGGUUCAGCAGUCAAGCAGCAUUCCUUGUGGUUCUGCUUCUACUGUGAGAUAGCCUUUAGGAAAGUAGUCAGGUUGCCCUUCCAUGGAAGCCAAGAUUAAAAUAUAAAGGCACCUUCACUUAUCAUUCUGCAUCCAUGGAUGCUAUUAAACUUCUAAUAUGGUCCUGCAUUUUUAGAAUCUUGUUAACCAUUAGCCUCACCCAUUUUGCUCUGUGUGUACGUGUACGCACACACAUGGUAUUCUUGAUCCAGUUGAAUGUUUAUGGGGAACCUUAAAACAAAAAGACAGCCCUUUUCCAAACAAGGACCACUCACUGUCCAGGGAAGGAAAGGGGAGAAGAAGUAGUAAGUUUUCUGAUUGCUAGAAAGGCCAGAUCUUCACCAUUCUGUGCAGCCAGUUCUGGUGGAAACAAGAAGCUUCAUCUGCUUGAUCCAGUUUGAAAGUGUCUGUGUAUGUCCAAAGCAUAGAGGACUUCUUGCUCGAGAUAUGUAUGCCUAAUGUGUAGUAUCAAGUACAUUGCUUUCAAUGUGAACUGACACUCAGAAUUAUUGAGCUUGAAUAUAUAUUGUAUCACAGUUUGGAAUAUUUCUCUGUAAUAUGCAGGUAUGUUUCCUUUACUAUUGUACAUGUGUCAUAUUGCAAUGUUAUUUUUUAAUGAAUCAUAAAAUUACCUAUCUAUUACUGAA